This is a messenger RNA of Gadus macrocephalus (Pacific cod), 3204 nucleotides long. RefSeq names its product leucine rich repeats and IQ motif containing 3 (gene lrriq3). The transcript is spliced from 7 exons. The coding region runs from base 52 to 1818 and encodes 588 amino acids. Gene Ontology annotation, molecular function: protein binding. NCBI's taxonomy places the organism in Eukaryota, Metazoa, Chordata, Actinopteri, Gadiformes, Gadidae. The record is from RefSeq and is a predicted model, not a curated record.
AGACGCUCAAGGUACAGAGUUUUUUGUUGAUUUAUUAUUAUCAUUCAGAACAUGGAUGUUGUCCAGAAAGCGCUCCUGUCUUGCACUGAGUCCCUGGUACUUGGCCAUGGGCACGGUUUCCAUAGCGAGGUCUCAGCUGCGGAUCCUCAGGACAUUCUGAUGGCCAGCCUGGGCCACUUGCUCCUGAAAGAUGUGAAGGAUUUGGGAUUAUUUCAAUCACUUAGGAUCUGCUCUUUGCCCGACAAUUUUAUUACAGCAAUAGAUGCUCUCGCAGAAUGUGUACUUUUGGUGAAAUUGGAUCUCAAUGGUAACCAGAUUGUCCAACUACCAGAUGCGUUGUUUUGGGCAAAGCUGGGACAGCUGCAGCUUCUUAAUCUCCAUGACAACCACAUGGAGACAAUACAGAACACCAAGGGUUUGGCUGGCUGCCCAAACCUCACUGGGCUGACCCUCUACGACACCCCAUUCAGUCUGAAGGGGGACUACAGAUGCACUGUGGUCUACAGCAUGUGGUCACUGAGGGCCUUGGACCGCCACGUGAUCUCAGACCAGGAGCUGGCCAGUCUCCACUUCCCCCCAAAGUUCAAAGCCUUCAGCCCAAACCUUUUAGUAAACCUUAGUAGUCCAUCAGCGCCACUGGACCAAUAUCAGGGCGAAAUUAAGUCAACUCACAAAAUCCUUUCGGAGAUUCACAGGAUUCAGGCAACAUAUUGCCCCAUUCUCAUCAUCCAACGUUGGAUUAGAGGUCACUUGACAAGAAAAAGGCUUGGACUAGUCAAAGCAGUACCUCGGCCUAAACAGAGGAAAAGCCCCCAUGCUACAUUGGACUCCGCAGCUGAGCAAACCACUCAGCAUAGCUGGGGCAGUGAUUGUUUGGGCGAAGAGGAAAUGCAGAGGCUCAAUAAUCACAGUGUGAAACCCAGAAGAAUAACUUUGAACUUGAGUAAACUUCUACAAGGCACUCUAGAGGUUUCACAAAUAGAAUUACCAGUGGAGGCCACGAACAAAAAUAAUCCUCUGCCAAACACAACGGAAAACCGAAGAAAUGAACCUUCUGGAAGCCCUGAAACUGUCCGAGGAAGAAAACCUAAAGAGGUUCCCAAGGUGUUGUCGUUUCCUAUGCACUGCUGCAAGGUCGCGUUGCUCAACGUCCACCCUCCCAGAGACGUGCCCCCUGUCCGGCAACGGGAGAGCCAAGUCCCCCACCGCGCUGUUCAGAACGUCCACUCCCAGCGAGAGAACAAAUCCAGAACCUCCAUACAACACGUUGGCUUCUGCACGGGUGUACACAUGGACGCCAGUGAGAAAAGAUGGAUGUUCUGCCCUCAGGGAGUUCUUAACAAGGUUGAGAAAGAUUGUGGAAAACGACUGGAGACCAGAGCUGAGAUCAUGAAGCUAAAGACAGAGCAGGUGACCCGAUCCUUAGAGUGGAGGCAAGGCGCCAAAACCGCACGCCAAAGCUUCAUAGAGAGCAAACGGAUGGAGGCGGUGGGGCAGGGGAGGCGGGAACGGGCUCUGAUGGAGGCCGCCGUUCAGCAGAAGAGGGUCAGCCUGGACAGGGAGGUGGAGGACGCAAGGCUGAGGCACUUCGCCUUCCUUGAGGAGAAGAAGAGAACGGCCUUAGAGCGGGAGAUGGAGAGGGAGUUCAGCUGGCGGCUUGCCUCGGUGUCAAAGAUCAUGGACAAAUACAGCGCCCAGCAGAAAGCACUCGCCCUCAGACAAGCAACGAGCAAGAGCGUAGUCAGGUCCAGGGUGAAACCAGGGUUCCCGAAACCUCAACAGAUACCUGUCCAGGUACUCCCAGAAGAUGCACCAUGAGAACCGUCAGUUUGGCGUGUGUGUGAGUGGUGUGUGAGUGGAUUACCAUGCAGGUCAACAAGAACAAUGAAAGCUAUUACACAAUAAAAUCAUUAUUUUAUUACUUUAAUAAGUUAAUGUAGUUUUUGACACAUUGACUUUUGUUGUCAAGACUCAAAUAUGACCUUAAUCAGGCAUAUUACUAUUUUGAACCACUUGAGUGCUAUUAUCCAAAGCUAGUAAAGGUUCAUUAAAAUGCAGGAUAAUAAGGAGCAGGUAGGGGUAAGGCCUCUAGCUCAGGGAUGCCUACAGGUAGACUGCAGGUCUUGGGUAUCAAACCCAGUACCGGUUCUGUACUGCGAGCGGGGCUCGAGUGGAGGUUCUGCAAUUAACGUUCCUGGAAUUCAACUAGACUGUCCCUCUAUCCUGCAGGGACACAUCUGUGACCACUGCUACCAGCCCAUCAAACGCCUUUUGUUGUAGAUAUUUUUGAGUAGAAAAAUGCCAUGCACUGCUAUGAAUGUAAAGGGAAUUCAAGAAAGAAAAGAUAAUAAGUUAACGUCCAUACACUUUAUUAGAAUGAUGGCAAUUUGCCUUUCCCAUUGAUUGUUCUCGCAAAUAUAAAGAUCUAAGAUUGCACACAGUGAUCACAAUGAUUUACAUGAACACCUAAACACAUUGAUCAGAUAGGUCAAACAUUAGUCGAGGUAGAAAAACAGUUGGUUAAAGAAUACUUUUAGUUCACACCUAUAAACUCGAGUAAAUGUAACGCAAUGCUAAUGUAAUGAGGUUACAUGCCAAUCUGAAAGUCAUGAAUUUUGUUUAUAUUACUCUUCGUACACUAGGCAUAAUUACUGAUAUACUACCAACAUAUUGUGUAACGAUUUGUGGAUUAAUAUUGCACAUCAUGGAAGUUUGGUUCUAAUAAAGAAGCUUUGAGUCCAAAAGGACUCAAAGCUACUGCUUUGAGUACAAAAGCUAUUGCUUCACAACAAUAAGCUUUUGGAGGCAAUAGCACAUUCUGUUCUCGCCUGCAUUUCUACAGCAUUAUAUGGGUAAUUUCAACAAUGAAACAAGCCCUUCAGAUCAUGGACUAAGGCCCCGUCACGCGGAUUCGCCCGGCUCCGUCUGGACGGCCAGCCGAAACGCACAAGACUUAUGCGGUUUCACCAAAAAAUCUGCUCCGUGCGGACAGGGCCUAAAUAGAGUUGGCCUGCUGUGUUAAAACCCAUCAUCGCCCUUUGUAAGAUCUCAAGCUUAGUGCAAGAUUGGAAGGUCAAAAGGUCACAUUCGAUCAUCUAUGUUCCCAAAGUACGGUACGGACACCCGACAUUACCCCCCCCCCCUUCCUUAUAAUGCAGCGUUUCCUACAUGAAAGGAGAGAGAGGGAGCGAGGGAGCGAGGGAG